This is a messenger RNA of Tetrahymena thermophila SB210, 561 nucleotides long. RefSeq lists its product as hypothetical. NCBI's taxonomy places the organism in Eukaryota, Ciliophora, Oligohymenophorea, Hymenostomatida, Tetrahymenidae. The transcript is spliced from 2 exons. The record is from RefSeq and is a predicted model, not a curated record.
UUUUUGAAAUUCAAAAAGUAGGUAUAAAACUUCUACUAAAAAAUGAUGAUCCUUGCUAAAAAAGUAAAAUAAUAUACAAAAGAUUGCUUGGUAUGUAAACAUAUACCAUUACUAGAUUUUAGAACAAAGGUACCAGAAGAUCCAAAACCAUUUUCACCUCUGAUUUUAUCAGCUUGCUAAUUGUCAAUUUCUUAGUUUCCAUCAAGCUUUUGGAAAAAGGCACUUCCUUCAAAUAUUCUUUCAAUAAUAAUUUAAGCAAUUUUAACUCCACCUCCAAUGGUAAUAUCUUUAUCUGUUCUGUUGACAAGUAAAACCUUCAAAAGCCCUUUAUAACCUCUAUCAAUAACACCUGCAUCUACUGAAAUACCUUUUACAGCAUUGCCUGAAGUAGGAGCGACUCUUCCGUAAUAACCCUUAGGAACUUCAAUUUUUAAACCAGUGUUAAUCAAGGCGCUUUAUCUAGCAGGAAUGACUUCGUUGCAAGUACUCAAGCUGUAGAGGUCCCAUCCAGCAGAUUCAGCAUAAGCCUUAAAUGGCUACUUUGCACCUUCUUCGACUUGA